Messenger RNA from Artibeus jamaicensis (Jamaican fruit-eating bat), 3026 nucleotides. RefSeq names its product solute carrier family 37 member 1 (gene SLC37A1). Gene Ontology annotation, biological process: phosphate ion transmembrane transport; glucose-6-phosphate transport. The transcript is spliced from 21 exons. Gene Ontology annotation, cellular component: endoplasmic reticulum membrane. The record is from RefSeq and is a predicted model, not a curated record. Lineage: Eukaryota; Metazoa; Chordata; Mammalia; Chiroptera; Phyllostomidae. The coding region runs from base 452 to 2050 and encodes 532 amino acids. Gene Ontology annotation, molecular function: glucose 6-phosphate:phosphate antiporter activity.
CCGCGGGGCCUCUGCACGCACCGCCCCAGGAAGUCGCGAGCAGGAAACGCCCAUGGAGGCCCGGCAGGGCUGCGGUGAGUGGGCCCGGGCAGCGCAGGACUUAAGGCACCAGAAAGUCCCGCAGCCGUCGGCCACCGCCAUCGGGCACCUUUUUCCUCUUUCUCCCGUCCUCCUGCUCUCCAGGCGGUCUCUUCUUGAGCUGGUGGCUGGAGCUCUCCUCCAACCGUCAGGAUUUGCAUUUGAACGGAAGACACUGGAGAGCCGGUCACCCCACCCCCAGAGAGCUAAGCCUCUGCAGGAGGGAAGAGGGGACGAGAGACCCAACAGGACACCUCUACUUACGUUCCAGCCUACGUGAGUGCUGGGGCAAGUGGGAAACUCGGAGGCAGGGCUACCAACCUCUUUAUGAAGCGUCUGAUUUCGUGACCAGAGCUCCGUGGUCCGUGUGUAAAUGGCUCGACUCCCUGCCGGCAUUCGCUUCAUCAUCUCAUUCUCCCGGGAUCAGUGGUACAGAGCCUUCAUUUUUAUCUUGACAUUUUUGCUCUAUGCGAGUUUCCACUUAUCUCGAAAGCCUAUCAGCAUAGUUAAGGGUGAGCUCCACAGGUACUGUGCUCCUGUGAAUAAGGGCAGAGUCAGACCCGACGGCCAGAGCCAAAUAGCCAGCGGUGUCGCCACUCACCAGCUCCCAGACAACGAGACCGACUGCGGCUGGGCCCCGUUCGAUCAGGACAACUACCAGCAGCUGCUCGGGGCCCUGGACUACUCCUUUCUGUGCGCCUACGCCGUCGGCAUGUACCUGAGUGGCAUAAUAGGGGAGCGCCUGCCGAUUAGGUAUUACCUGACUUUCGGAAUGCUGGCAAGUGGCACCUUUACUGCCCUGUUUGGGUUGGGCUAUUUCUACAACAUCCACAGUUUCAGCUUCUACGUGGUAACUCAGAUCAUCAACGGACUGGUGCAGACCACCGGCUGGCCCAGCGUCGUCACCUGCCUCAGCAACUGGUUUGGGAAGGGAAGGCGAGGCUUGAUUAUGGGGGUCUGGAAUUCCCACACCUCCGUGGGCAACAUCCUGGGGUCCUUGAUUGCUGGCUACUGGGUGUCCACAUGCUGGGGCCUGUCCUUCAUCGUGCCCGGGGCCAUCGUGGCAGCCAUGGGGGUCGUGUGCUUUCUCUUCCUUAUCGAACAUCCGAAGGACAUAGCCUGCUCUCCCACCCUGGUGGCGCACUCAAAAAGCUAUGAGAAUGGCACGCACAGAUUUAGACUGCAGAAGCCAGCCGCACCGGACGAGAAGCUUCUGGACCCGGAGACACAGUGCUUGCUGCUGUCAGACGGGAAGCGCGCCAUCCGUCAGAACCACGUGGUCCUCCUCCCCGCGGCCGAAGGUGGGAGCAGCAUGGCCGCCAUCAGCUUCAUGGGGGCCUUGAAAAUCCCUGGUGUGGUCGAGUUCUCCCUUUGUCUGCUCUUCGCAAAGCUGGUCAGCUACACGUUCCUCUUCUGGCUCCCUCUCUACAUCACAAACGUCGAUCACCUGGAUGCCCAGAAGGCAGGGGAGCUGUCCACCCUGUUCGACGUGGGCGGGAUCUUUGGUGGGAUCCUGGCGGGAGUCGUCUCCGACCGACUGGAGAAGAGGGCCUCCACCUGCGGGCUGAUGCUGCUGCUGGCCGCCCCGACGCUGUACGUCUUCUCCACCAUCAGCAAAAUGGGCCUGGAAGCCACCGUAGCCAUGCUGCUCCUCAGCGGGGCCCUGGUCAGUGGGCCCUACGCGCUCAUCACCACCGCCGUCUCUGCUGACCUGGGGACGCACAAAAGCCUGAAGGGAAACUCCCACGCCCUCGCGACCGUGACCGCCAUCAUUGACGGAACUGGGUCUGUAGGAGCCGCCCUGGGCCCGUUGCUGGCUGGGCUCAUCUCCCCAUCUGGGUGGAACAACGUCUUCUACAUGCUGAUGCUGGCGGAUGCCUGUGCCUUACUGUUCCUCAUCCGCCUCAUACACAAGGAGCUGAGCUGCCCAGGGUCAGCGACAGCAGACCAAGUUCCGUUUAAGGAACACUGACCACUGGGGUCCUGUGGAGGGGGCUGGGCCUGCCCUCCACACGCUCUUUCAAGGGAAAGUUCAAAUAAAGAAUCCUGGGUUCGUGUUGAAAAGAAUGACUUACUCUUGCCUUUUGCACAUGCACCUGGAAGAGACACAGAAGCCACCUUGAGAAUUCCUGGUACUUUUUAGACGAGCCCUGGUGCUUGGGACAGUGCUGAGGACGCACUGCCGCCGUGGCUGAGCCCAGCCCGGGCAGCGGGCACCGGGCAGGGGCUGCUGUGAGGCUCCCAGGUGCCCUCCACCCCUCAGGUAUCUGGCGUAGUCUCAGAACGGGGCGAGUGCCAUGCUGGCAGGAACUCCGAUGACACUAGGACAUGCCGUGUGGAAGACGGUCAGGGCACAGCAGCCAGCAGGGAGCCACCUCCCGAAGGACAAGAACCUGACAACUGGAUCAGAACCCCGCACAGAACCUAGACCCGCCCCUCACCUGAGACGCCGGCACUUCCUCCUGCUCUGCGCCCACCUGAAAACCACGGCGACGCGUGAGCAGCAACGAAGCUGUCCAAGCCUGUGCGGGUCAGAGGCACCAGGACACCAGCCCCGGAGCCCCCGGGAGAUUCCUGCCCUCCCAGCACCGAGGGCCAGGACGCUGCCGCUCCCCCGGGGGCACCCGUAGUGGGCAGGUGCCCAGUGCGGAAUUCGUUCCACUCCACGACGCGCCAGACCUGGAACUUUGCGCUGUGCGGCCCCGAGUGAUUUAUUUAUUGAGCCGUGUGCUGCGCUGCGGAAGCCCAGCUACACACGUGGUGUUAUUUAUUAAGACCGACCGGCCCGUGGUUCUGUGGCCACUGUUUUCUUGUUGUCACCUGGGAAAAUCCUCAUCUGCCCUUGGAAAUAAAAUGUUUUGGGUUUUUAAAAAAAAACUCGGAAUGUUGAUUGUUCCUCCUCCCGUUUCCAUUAUUUUAGUAAAAGGAGACUUUCAAAUAGAACUGGU